CAGAUAGCCUCCGCAAAUUCCGCAAAAAAUUAGAAGAAGAAGCCGCUGAAAGUUCUGAUGAGGAGGACAAAAGCACUGACUCAGAAAACUCCCUUAGUGAAAAAGAAAGUGGUGAAAGUGAAGAAUUUUUAGAAAAAUGUGAAGCACAUUUUCUUAUUUUGCCCCAACAAAAGCAACAACUAGCCGAUUAUCAAGCCCACAUUAAGGAAUUAGAAGCAGUUAAAGGCAUUUUACAAACUAGAUUAGAAUAUCAAGAACAACAAAUUAAAGAAUUAAGUAAUUCGCAACAACUCUUUUCUAAUCCAAAAUUAUUUCGUUUGUUUGAUGAGGGUAUUAAGGAAAGUUUGGUCAUCUUUGCCGGUUUUGAAGUAAGUUAUAACUCUUAUGGUAGUAAACUUUCUCAACGCAAUGAAAUUUGGAAAGGAACUUACCUGGUUCAGCAUAAUAUUUAUCUCAAUCAACAUUUUUUUCUUAAUUUACUUGGUUAUUGUAAUGAAAAUGAACUAGUCAGAACCUUUACUUUUGCUAAACUAAUUGAAACUAUUGCCCAUGAGAUCGCUCAUGCGUUAUUGGUUGACUUUUACCCAGAUGAAAAAGAACAUGAAGCCAAGCACCGAGAAAUCACUGAAGAAUUACAGGAAUAUUUGUUAAGUAUGCCCUUGGUGGAAAU
This is a messenger RNA of Ambispora leptoticha, 670 nucleotides long. The record is from the annotation of a GenBank genome assembly. NCBI's taxonomy places the organism in Eukaryota, Fungi, Glomeromycota, Glomeromycetes, Archaeosporales, Ambisporaceae.